This is a messenger RNA of Neoarius graeffei (lesser salmon catfish), 6117 nucleotides long. RefSeq names its product calcium channel, voltage-dependent, L type, alpha 1F subunit (gene cacna1fb). Gene Ontology annotation, molecular function: high voltage-gated calcium channel activity. Gene Ontology annotation, biological process: calcium ion import across plasma membrane. NCBI's taxonomy places the organism in Eukaryota, Metazoa, Chordata, Actinopteri, Siluriformes, Ariidae. The record is from RefSeq and is a predicted model, not a curated record. Gene Ontology annotation, cellular component: membrane; voltage-gated calcium channel complex. The coding region runs from base 1 to 6117 and encodes 2038 amino acids. The transcript is spliced from 48 exons.
AUGAAUGAGGAGAACCGGAAAAGUAAUGGAUACUCCAAAAAGAUGGAGGAAAGUGGCGGAGAAGGGGAGGAGGAGGAAGAGGGUGGAGGAGAGGAGUAUGAGAGAGGACAGGAUGAGGAGGACGAUUGGGAAGACGGUGGGAAGCCAAGGAUAAAUCGCACAGACACACUCAACUCCAACACCAGCUCUACAGGGACACAGAGGAAGAAGAGCCAGCAUGGCAAGAAGCAGGUGCAGGGCUCCAACCAGGUGCAGCGAGCACCAAGAGCCCUCUUCUGCCUUAAGCUGAAUAACCCCAUCCGCAGGGCUGCACUGUCAAUAGUUGAGUGGAAACCUUUUGAUAUCUUUAUUCUCCUAGCAAUUUUUGCUAACUGUGUGGCUCUGGGAGUAUCCAAACCUUUUCCUGAGGAUGACUCCAAUGCUACUAACCAUGACUUGGAACAAGUGGAGUACAUCUUUCUGAUCAUCUUCACCAUAGAAACCUUCCUAAAGAUUCUGGCCUAUGGUCUGGUUAUGCACCCGAGCUCCUACAUCCGCAACGGCUGGAACCUGUUAGACUUUGUCAUCGUAAUUGUUGGGUUGUUCAGUGUGGUGUUGGAGACCAUGACCCAUAAAUCCGGGGAAACACACCACAUGCCAGGGAAGCCAGGAGGCUUGGAUGUGAAAGCACUCAGAGCUUUCAGAGUGUUACGACCUCUCAGACUUGUCUCAGGAGUGCCCAGUUUGCAGAUUGUGUUGAACUCCAUUAUGAAAGCCAUGGUUCCUUUACUGCACAUAUCUCUUCUUGUCCUAUUUGUCAUAAUCAUCUAUGCAAUAAUUGGGCUGGAGCUCUUCAUCGGCCGUAUGCACAAGACAUGCUACAUUACUGGCACAGAUGAGUUUGCAGAUGAUGACCCGGUACCAUGUGCAUUCACUGGUCAUGGACGUCAGUGUACUGUGAAUGGCUCAGAGUGUAGGGGAAGGUGGGAGGGGCCAAACGGCGGCAUCACAAACUUUGAUAAUUUCUUCUUUGCCAUGCUAACUGUUUUCCAGUGCAUUACGAUGGAGGGCUGGACUGAUGUCCUUUACUGGAUGAAUGAUGCCAUCGGUUUUGAGCUGCCCUGGGUCUACUUUGUAAGCCUGGUCAUCUUUGGAUCCUUUUUUGUCCUCAACCUUGUGUUGGGUGUGUUGAGCGGUGAAUUCUCUAAGGAGCGAGAAAAGGCUAAAGCACGUGGGGAUUUUCAGAAGCUGCGGGAGAAGCAGCAGCUGGAGGAGGACCUGUGUGGCUAUAUGGACUGGAUCAUGCAGGCUGAGGACAUUGAUGAGUUUAAUGAGGAUGGAAACAGACGUAUGACCCUACGUGACCUGGCUGACAAAAAACGAGGAAAGUUCAGCUGGUUCACCCACUCCAACGAGACUCACGCAAGCCUUCCAGCUAGUGAAACAGCCUCAGAAAACACAGAAAAUAUAGAUGAAGAACACACUGACUGUUGUGCUACUUGCUGCGCUUGGAUAAUGAAAAACCCCUGCUGUCGCACAUUGCGCCGGUGGAACCGUGGCAUUCGGAGAACCUGCCGAAAGGCCGUGAAAUCUGUGACAUUCUAUUGGCUGGUGUUGAUUCUGGUGUUUCUCAACACAGCACUAAGUGCAUCAGAGCACUAUAACCAACCAGACUGGCUCACUGACGUGCAGGAAAUUGCCAACAAGGUGCUACUGUCUCUUUUCACGGUUGAGAUGUUGCUGAAGAUGUACAGUUUGGGAUUGCAGGCCUACUUUGUAGCCUUCUUCAAUCGUUUUGACUGUUUUGUGGUGUGUGGAGGAAUUCUGGAGACUGUGCUGGUGGAGAUGGAGAUCAUGCCACCUCUCGGCAUUUCUGUGCUGCGCUGUGUUCGGUUGCUUAGGAUCUUCAAAGUUACACGCCACUGGACAGCUCUGUCCAAUUUGGUGGCAUCUCUACUCAACUCUAUGAAGUCCAUUGCAUCUCUGUUGCUGCUGCUUUUCCUCUUCCUCAUUAUCUUUGCUCUGCUGGGGAUGCAGCUCUUUGGUGGCAAGUUCAACUUUGAUGAGACACAUACGAAAAGAAGCACCUUUGAUGCUUUUCCGCAGGCCCUUCUCACCUGUUUUCAGAUCCUGACAGGUGAGGACUGGAACAUGGUGAUGUAUGAUGGAAUUAUGGCGUAUGGAGGCCCCGUGUUUCCUGGUAUGAUUGUGUGUCUGUAUUUUGUCAUUCUCUUCAUCUGUGGUAACUAUAUCCUACUGAAUGUCUUCUUGGCUAUCGCUGUGGACAAUUUAGCAGGGGCAGAUGGGGAUGACAAAAAGAAUGAAAAAAAGAACCAGGGAGAGGAGGCUGAGGAAGAAGGAGAGAAUACAGAGGCGAAGAUUGACAUGGAUGAGUAUGAGGAAGAGGAGGAGCAAGAUGAAGGAGAUGAUGAAGAAGGAGAGACUCAGCUGAAUGUGGCUGAUUUUGCUCCUCCGAAAGAAAAAGUGGUGCCAAUUCCAGAAGGCAGUGCUUUCUUCUGCCUCAGCAAGACCAACCCAAUAAGAGUAGGAUGUCAUAUAGUGAUCAAUCAUCACAUCUUCACUAACCUGAUCCUGGUAUUCAUCAUCCUCAGUAGUAUUUCUCUGGCUGCUGAGGACCCUAUCAGAGCACACUCCUUUAGAAAUAAUGUCUUGGGCUAUGCUGAUUAUGCCUUCACCUCCAUAUUCACAAUAGAAAUUCUUCUCAAGAUGACGGUCUAUGGGGCGUUUUUGCAUCAAGGCUCUUUCUGUAGGAACUGGUUUAAUCUCUUGGAUCUCCUGGUUGUCAGUGUGUCUCUGGUUUCCUUCUUCCUACAUUCAAGUGCGAUCUCUGUGGUGAAAAUCCUGAGAGUGCUACGAGUGCUCAGGCCUCUCCGUGCCAUCAACAGAGCCAAAGGUCUAAAGCAUGUGGUCCAGUGUGUGUUCGUGGCUAUACGGACCAUUGGGAAUAUUAUGAUUGUUACUGCUCUGCUUCAGUUCAUGUUUGCAUGCAUCGGUGUUCAACUCUUUAAGGGUAAAUUUUAUCGCUGCACAGAUGAGGCGAAACACACACCUGAGCAGUGCAAAGGCACGUUCGUGAUCUAUAAAGAUGGCGACGUGAAUCACCCUUUAGUACGGCAGCGCAUCUGGCACAACAGCGAUUUUAACUUUGACAAUGUGCUGAUGGGCAUGAUGGCUCUGUUCACUGUGUCCACCUUCGAGGGCUGGCCUGCGCUCCUCUACAAGGCUAUCGAUGCCAACUCGGAGAACCACGGCCCCAUCUACAACUAUCGUGUGGAGACCUCAAUCUUUUUUAUUGUCUACAUAAUCAUCAUCGCCUUCUUCAUGAUGAACAUCUUUGUAGGUUUUGUCAUCAUCACGUUCCGUGAACAGGGAGAGGCUGAGUUUAAGAACUGUGAACUGGACAAGAACCAGAGACAGUGUGUAGAAUAUGCUCUGAAAGCCCAGCCACUGAAGCUGUACAUCCCAAAGAACCCAGUGCAGUAUAGAUUCUGGUCGAUGAUCAACUCCACAGGGUUUGAGUACAUCAUGUUUGUGUUGAUUCUCCUCAACACCGUCACUUUGGCUGUUCAGCAUUAUGAGCAGUCCAAACUCUUCAGCUAUGUCAUGGACAUCCUCAACAUGGUCUUUACAGGCCUCUUCACUGUGGAGAUGAUUGUCAAGUUGUUAGCCCUUCGACUCAAGCACUAUUUUACUGAUGCUUGGAACUCCUUUGAUGCGCUGAUUGUGGUCGGGAGUGUGGUGGACAUUGUGGUGACAGAGUUUAGUAGUUCAGAAGACAGUUCUCGGGUGUCAAUCACGUUCUUCCGUCUGUUCCGUGUAAUGCGAUUGGUUAAGCUGCUUAGCAAAGGGGAGGGCAUUCGCACACUGCUCUGGACCUUUGUUAAAUCGCUCCAGGCCUUGCCUUAUGUAGCGCUACUCAUUGCCAUGAUCUUCUUUAUCUAUGCUGUGAUUGGUAUGCAGACUUUUGGGAAGAUUGCAAUGCAGGCUCACACGCCAAUCAACCGUAAUAACAACUUCCAGACGUUUCCCCAGGCAGUGUUGUUGCUCUUCAGGUGUGCUACAGGUGAGGCAUGGCAGGAAAUUAUGUUGGCCAGUCUUCCAGGGAAGCGCUGUGAUGCAGAUUCAGACUUUGAACCUGGAGAGGAAUUCACUUGUGGCAGCAAUUUUGCCAUCGUUUACUUCAUUAGCUUCUUCAUGCUGUGUGCUUUCUUGAUUAUUAAUUUGUUUGUUGCUGUCAUCAUGGACAAUUUUGACUAUUUGACACGUGAUUGGUCUAUUCUGGGGCCACAUCAUCUUGAUGAGUUCAAAAGGAUUUGGUCAGAGUAUGAUCCAGAAGCCAAGGGUCGCAUAAAACACUUAGAUGUGGUAGCUCUGCUUAGGAGGAUACAGCCUCCUCUGGGAUUUGGAAAACUUUGUCCCCACCGUGUGGCCUGCAAGAGAUUGGUUGCUAUGAACAUGCCCCUGAACUCAGAUGGCACGGUGACCUUCAAUGCCACUCUGUUUGCCCUUGUCAGAACUGCCUUGAAGAUUAAAACUGAGGGUUACCCAGACCAGGAGAAUGUGGAGCUGAGGAUCAUCAUUAAGAAGAUCUGGAAGCGCAUGAAACCCAAAAUUCUGGAUGAGGUUAUUCCUCCUCCUGCUGAGGAGGAGGUGACUGUGGGUAAGUUUUAUGCCACAUUCUUAAUUCAGGACUACUUCAGGAAGUUCCGUAAGAGAAAAGAGAAAGUGGGUAUGGCAGACCCGGACCCCCAAAAGCCAUCAGCUCUACAGGCGGGUCUGCGCACCCUGCAGGACCUUGGGCCAGAGAUUCGUCUGGCCAUGAAUGCAGACCUCGAAGAGGAGGACCUGGAGGAAGAACAAGAAGAGGAUGAGAUUGAAAAUGGCUAUGUUGGAAAUGCUGAGUCCUUAGACCGCCGCUCCUCCGUGGUCUCAACACCGACAGGUUCAUCCGUUGCUGUGUCAGGAGAAGGUUUCUCCAAUGGAGGCCUGAGUCACAGGAAUUCACUAACCAGAACACCAAAUGGCAGCGGUAUCUUAGAGCAGGAGAAAUUUAGAAGAGGAGAAACCAGACGCUCCUCCCUCUAUUUCCAGCAUAAGAAUGGUGUGAUCGACCAGCCAGCAAAGAGAGUUUCAUAUUACAAACAUCCACGGAGAGACUCGAGGGACCACUUCAGCUCUUCUCUGUCACGAAGUAUUGAUGGAGAGGAGGGGUACCCUAGGGAGCAGCUUAUCUACAGAAGGGAAGAAGAUGAUGAGGUCAUGGCACCCAGAGACAGGCAUGGCUACCCGGAUGAAGUCCCCAUGCAUUCUGGCCAUAGAGCUUAUGGGUAUGAUGGACAGCCUGCAUACACUAACCAGGAUGGCAGCAGUUAUGGCGAGGCCAGAAGGUCAGCCAGAAGACGACUCCUGCCUGCAACCCCCACUGGCCGGAAGUCAUCUUUUACUAUCCAGUGUCUGAGAAGACAGGGGAGUAGUGAUGAUCUCCCCAUCCCAGGCACCUACCACCAGAAUUUCCCACCAUGUAGAGCACGCUCACAGGCGUAUGGCAGUUAUGACUCACGCCGCAGCAGCAGCCGUUCUUCCACAGGCUCCACAGCCUCCUGGGCAAACCCCAGCCCCCGCCGCAGUCGUCUUCUUUAUGCCCCCCUCAUACUAGUGGAGGAUGAGAGGUCAGCUGGCACAAGCAGUGUGGGCCUCUGGAAUAAAAAGGCUGAGGAUGGUGCCAGUGUGCCUGUGGCAGGGCGAGUGGGUCAGCCGUUCAGGGCCUACACCACCCUGAGAGUGCCCACACAGCUUAGCCCGCACUACAGCGAGAAGAGAGGCAGUGCUGACAGCCUGGUGGAGGCGGUACUAAUCUCUGAGGGCCUUGGCCUAUACGCUAAGGACCCCAAGUUUGUCGCCUUUGCCAAGCGGGAGAUUGCAGAUGCCUGUCAUAUGACCAUAGAUGAAAUGGAGAGUGCGGCCAGUGACCUGCUGAGUCGGGGCAGCACAGGGAGCUCUGGAGGUGGCUUCAUCAAUCACUCAGACUUGGGAGGGCUUUACAGUGACGAGGAACUUGUCAGGAGCCACGAUGAGGAUGAGCUUGCUGAUGAAAUGACAUGCGUUACCUCCUUCUGA